UUUUCAAAAACAAAAAUAAAUAACCAAAUGGUUACCAAAUGGGGCCUAAAUGGUUAUCAAAUAGGUCUUCAAUUUUCUUUAUUCCGGUUCAUCAUUCUAUAUUUUUAAAAUAAAAAUUAUAGGCUCUAUGGAUAUUGUUUGUCUAUUUUAUUUUUGAUUUUUUAUUGACGUUUUCAAUCUCAUAUUUUAAACAUUGUUCUUAAGCUUGAAGACUCUGAGAUUCUAUGUCUAUUUUAAAGAAUUUAUACUGUACAAUUAUUAGUUUUCUCCUGGCGACUUUUUGUUUAGGCCUCUUGGUUGCAUCUUGCCAAGCAAUCACGAGACUUGCCACCUCAAAAUGCAUUUUGUAAUUUCAAAAUACAAUUUAUAGGUAAUAAAUUGAAAGGGCGAAGUCCUCUGGAUUCAGCCAAGUAAUCAUGGAUUCAAAACUCCGCCGAGCUGCUUAUUUGGGGAAUCUUGUACCUUCAAAUUUUUAGUGUACAAAUAUUAGAAAUUAAUUGGUUAAAUUCUAAUGUGUGGCUUUAAAGAAUUUUUCUUAAAAAUGUUGGUUGCAAUACAAGAGACUAAAGGGAAGAGUUUGAUAUAUUUUUCAUCAAGUCUUUGUGGAGCUCAAAGAACGGGUGGUCUUUUGUGGAAUGAUUGAAGAUUCGUUCUAUUCCUUUUACUCUUACCCUCAUCAAUCUCUUAUUUUAGAUGGUAUCAUUGCGAAGUUUUCAUGUGCCAACGUUUGGUACUUGAAGGGAUUACUUUCUACCAUUUCUCUAUUUGCCUUACUCUUGGAAAUGAAGAAUAGGGGCCGAUCCUGUUCAAAUUCAUCAAUGGUUGGAGCAAUCACCCUAGCUGGAAAUUGGGUUGAGGAAUUUAUGGAGAGUUAUAUUUAACAUACAGAAGAAACAAAUUUGAUUAAAAAAUGUAAGCUUAAUUGGUUGGAGUUAGGAGGAGUUGCUUAUUGUGCAGAAAAGCUUCUCUUAAUGGAAGUCAAAAGUUGUAAGAUAAAUGAAGUACAUUUUUGUGCUUAUCUCCAAGAUGGAAAGUUUUACGUAGAAGACGUGGACGUUAAGAAACAUCUACUUUUAUCAGAAUCGCAACUCUUUUGGUUCGUGGAGAAUAUCUCUGAACUGAUUCAGUCCCCAAUCUCAAGCUUCUUUGUUAAAAGUGGAAAAGAUGAAUUCGGUGUUACAAGGUUAUCCAAGAUCUGCAAAUCCUCGAGUUGGCUAAUGAGAUGUGUAGUAUGGCCUGCAUCUGGAGGAAGAUUUUUCAUCCACGUCCCAUUAGGUAAUUCAACUUCAGGUUGGCAUUCCUUCGCCAACAUGUUAAGUGACUCUAUGAAACUACUCAAAGAAGAUUGUUCGUCGCAGAAGCAUUCGAAGUCAAUAGCUUGGGCACUCAAGUCGAUUCAAGAUGUUAGCUAUGCUGAUAUGUUAAGAGGAAGAAAGACUUCAGAAGACUCUGUUCUACUACCAAUAAAACUAAGAAAACCCACAAGAAAUAGAGCUCCUUUGCUCAGGACAUUGAAAAAUAGAACAAGACAGGCUUUUGGAUUCAAAAAAAUCAAGAAGUCUUCAAGGAAGAAUCUCUGUGGUUUUAUACCUGCAACAUUAGAAAUCUCAGAUGAAAACAGAGGAAGCAUCUUUCUACACUAUGGAUGAAGCAGCAGUAAACUCUUCAAAUAUCUCAAAAAACCCCCUAAUUCCCAGUUUUAAGAAGAGACAAAGUGAUGUUCAAGUCUUUUGCUCGCCGGAAGGAAAGGUUGGCCAACCUCAAAGUGAUAUUCAAGUCCGUUGCUCGCUGGAAGGGAAGGCUGGCCAACCUCAAUCCGAUGGACUGCAAACCGAAAAUCCCAACCGGUUAAAUGUGAACACAACCAACAAUUUAAUAAGGAGAGAGAAUGUUGAGAUUUUAAAACUACACAGAGGCAGUCGAAUAGCCACAUCUUCGGAAAGCGCAAAAGUUGUUUUUAAAAAUAAUUUAAACUUUGCUUUUAUUUCGAUGGAAUGCCAACAGACCAAACUAGCCGAAAUAGACUCUCCAAUCAUUAAAGAUAAGGCAGCAGGGGUCUCGACAGUAGCAUCCUCAUCAACAUCAGGCCGUUCGAAUUCUGAACCACUCAAAAAGCUUCCUUUUGACUUCCCAACUCUCAAGUCAUCGGGACCUACAAUGCCAGAAGUGUUGAUUUCUAAAGAAGCCCAAGGGUCCCUUUCAGCAAUUCCUCACCACGAUUCUGGCUCACCAUUAGUAGAAGGCCUCCCAUGUUUCAAUAUUAGUAUUUCACCAAAUUUUGAUCGAGCAUCAAAACUCACAAGCAAACCUCACCUACCAAGACCUUAUCAAAAGCACUUCAUAAGAAAGAAGACUUCCUUCCGAAAUAUCUGGACAACCAUGAUGAACGCAGACCUGCUUGAGGAUUGCUGCAUCAAAGUUCAAAUUCCUAUUUGCUCUACCACCAGUCGAAGAGUUUGAUACUGAGGAGCCAGAACAAGAGCUACCGUCCUGCAUUUUUCAGAAAGGAGGAUUUGGAGAAUUCUCUACAAAGAGCAUCUCGUGAACAAAAUCAAAUUAAUCCUGCCUUCCGACCGGGGGAU
Molecule: messenger RNA, 2582 nt
Organism: Benincasa hispida (wax gourd)
Lineage: Eukaryota; Viridiplantae; Streptophyta; Magnoliopsida; Cucurbitales; Cucurbitaceae
Source: RefSeq, a predicted model, not a curated record